GGGGAACCCUGUCAGCUCAGAUCCACCUACGAAAACUCAGGGACCGAGAUUGAUGAUGCAGCGCGCAUGAUUGGCCCUACAUCGCGGUCCUCCUGCAACUGUGUACGGAACAGAGACAAACCAUCCCACCCUACAACCUCGCAUUACUUCUUUCUUUAAAUUCACAUUCCCCCCCAAACUGAAUGUCUCAUAGAUGUCACCCGCCGGGCCCAAAUGCACAGCAUACGAUAGUGACAUUUGCGCCCAAUAGCUGGUCACCGGGACGCUCACGACCUGUCUCACGAGGGGCUUCGAGAGCACCUUCCGCAGAGCCUGCAAUCGCGUCAUCGAAGUCCAACGGAUACACGAACGGGAAGGCAGAGACCUCGCGGCGGGACGAGGAGGAUUUCAGCGAUUUGGAUACGGAAGAGGUCGAGAUGGGGGAUCGAAGACCGCCCUUACAUCGGCCAACGGAUGGACGAUCACAUCAGCCCCUGUUGCACAAAGAUGAUGAGGAAAGAGGGAGGACGGGAUACGAUUCUCCUGAUCCUCCAGAAAGACCACCGUUGUUUACGAGGAGGUCAACGAUGAGGAGCCGGAGUCCAGAUACGCAGGCCAGACUGGCGACGAGGAAGAAAUACACCUACGCAGCGUUCUUCUUGGGGUUGAGCUUGAUCAGUUUUGUGGUACAGACGGAGACGGCAGUUUACAUUCAACAUGAGUUGGGUUGGAAUAAGGCGUAUUGUAUGCUAUACUUCACUCACGGAUCAUGGUCAUUUCUAUGGCCCUUCCAACUCCUCAUCUUGCGAUUACAAAAGUGGAACAUGCCCUGGGAGACAUUCUGGCGACGACACGUCUACCUUGUCCGCACCACCGCGCAAAUGGUAGAACUACAAGACCUGCACGUCCCUCGAAACCAACACUCGCCCAUCCCCUAUAUGCUCCGAAAGACCGCCUUCAUUGCCUGCGCUCUCACAAUCGCCGGAGGAUCAUGGUACGUGGCGGUCAAUAUGACUUCACCGUCAGACUUGACCGCAAUCUACAACUGCUCAGCCUUCUUCGCCUACGCCUUCAGCGUCCCUCUUCUAAAGGACAAAAUCCGCUUCGACAAAUCCUUCGCAGUAAUCGUAGCCAUAAUCGGCGUCCUAGUCGUUGCGUACGGAGACGCCAAACCGACCAAGCACGGAGGAAAAUCUGGAGGUUCAGUCGGAGGCGGGCCCCAAGACAAAGAAGCCAUCGAAGCCAGUACACGAGUAUUAGGGAACCUGAUUAUCGGAGUUGGCAGCGUGCUUUAUGGGCUCUACGAAGUGCUUUACAAGAAGCUGGCGUGCCCUCCCGAGGGCUGCAGUCCAGGCCGAGGAAUGGUCUUCGCAAAUACAUUCGGGUCACUCAUCGGAAUUUUUACAAUAACAGUUCUCUGGAUCCCGUUGCCAAUUUUACACUGGACUGGACUCGAGGAAUUCGAACUUCCAUACGGCGAACAAGCGUGGCUACUGGCCGUCUCCGUCCUCGCAAAUGCCGUCUUCUCGGGAAGCAUGCUGAUACUGAUCAGUUUGACGAGCCCAGUAUUGAGCAGCGUCGCAGCGCUGCUGACCAUCUUCCUUGUCGCAAUCGUAGACUGGCUCUGGACCGGCGUACCUUUGAGCCCGGCCGCAGUUGUGGGUGGGUUGUUGAUUAUUGCGGCAUUUAUAUUGCUUACAUGGAGCACGUAUAGAGAGAUGGCGGAAGAUAGACGGAGGAGAGAGAUAGACUUGAGCGAGUCGGACACGGAUAAAGAUGACGAUUAAUGGCGCGAUGAUAGACGGGGUGGCAAUAUGGUUGAUGGAUGGGUGUAUAUAGGUCAGGCGUUGGAAAGGGGGCAUUUGCAUCAGAUGGGCGUUCUUAAGAGAUUGGGAAAUUAAGAUAAAGGAUUGCAUUUGAUGGUCACUACGUCUUCCCAUUUCAACGCCCUAUUCUCUUUUCUUGAAACGAUAUCGAGCUGGCAAUAGCUCUCCGCCGCGCUUUCAGACCUCUCGUCCAAGAUAUCUCUCUGUGUACUGCCAGGCUGUAAUCCUUCGUCCCUAGCAUCUGC
Hyaloscypha bicolor E is the source of this 2050-nucleotide messenger RNA. RefSeq lists its product as uncharacterized. The transcript is spliced from 2 exons. Gene Ontology annotation, biological process: intracellular calcium ion homeostasis. Lineage: Eukaryota; Fungi; Ascomycota; Leotiomycetes; Helotiales; Hyaloscyphaceae. The record is from RefSeq and is a predicted model, not a curated record. Gene Ontology annotation, molecular function: enzyme regulator activity. Gene Ontology annotation, cellular component: endoplasmic reticulum membrane. The coding region runs from base 183 to 1766 and encodes 527 amino acids.